CUGCCACCUCCUCCACUCCCCAAUAAAUUCCCAAGACCGGUCAUCCUGCCGCCGCAGCAAGCUGCUUCCCAAGAGCUGCAUGCUCCUCCGCUCACAGCCCUGAUGAGGAUGGAAAAGCGGUCUCGCAGCUCCUCCAGGGAGUCCCACCGGAGGACCAGAGAGCCCGCAGACUCACAGGGCAGGAGAGAGAAGGUGGAGAGCAGAAGAGGAGCCAGCAAGGACAGAGAGGGGCUCAAGAGGGGGAAAGCCAAAGAGGGGAAGAGCCCCACAGAGACAGACAGCAGAGUGCCGAGCUCCACGGUGGUGGACGUGGAUGAUGUCGUGUCUUUCGACGAGGAAACAGAGGUGAUGGCACUGCUGGAAAGCGAGCAGCAAGAGGAAGGGAUGACAUCUCCUGGUCGAGGUAUCUGUGAAUGGCUUCUUACCAUCUUGUCCCUUCUCUUCAUCAUAUUGACCUUCCCCAUUUCUGUCUGGUUCUGCAUGAAGAUCGUGCGGGAGUACGAGAGAGCCAUCGUGUUCCGACUUGGGCGCCUCCUUCCUGGAAGGCCCCGAGGGCCCGGCCUUUUCUUCUUCCUUCCCUGUCUGGAUACAUACCACAAGGUAGACCGUCGCCUCAAAACCCUAGAGAUCCCCUUCCAUGAGGUGGUGACCAAAGACAUGGUUACUAUGGAAAUAGAUGCUGUCUGCUACUACCGGAUGGAAAAUGCCUCUCUCCUCCUAACCAGCGUGGCCAACCUCUCCAGCGCUGUCCAGCUGCUGGUGCAGACAACCAUGAAGCGCUUGCUGGCCCAUCGAUCCUUCAGUGAAAUCCUCCUGGAGAGGAAGAGCAUUGGCCAGGAAAUGAAGGUCACCUUGGAUGCAGUCACAUGUCGCUGGGGAAUCAAGGUGGAGAGAACAGAAAUCAACCACGUGCGGCUGCCCACUGAACUGCAGCAGUCCCUGGCAGUGGAAGCAGAGGCCCAGAGACAGGCCAAAGUGCGGGUGAUCGCUGCCGAGGGGGAGAAGGCUGCCUCUGAAUCCCUGAAGAUGGCAGCCGAGAUCUUAGCCAGCUCCCCAGCUGCUGUCCAGCUCCGUUACCUGCACAUGCUGCAAUGCCUGUCUGCCGAGAAACCUUCCACCAUCGUCCUCCCUUUGCCCUUUGACCUAAUGAAUCUUGUAUCUGCGGCUAGCCACAACUCCACGGGCAGCAGCCUUCCCACCAGCGCUCCCAAUCACCCUGAGGCUCCAAAGGACAAGAAGGACUCCCCCAUGCUAUAGAGCCAUGCCAGGGGAAGCUGGCGCUCAGACAGGACUGCCACACUGAUGAACACCUUCUACCAGGUCACUUAUCUUC
Molecule: messenger RNA, 1333 nt
Organism: Chrysemys picta bellii (western painted turtle)
Lineage: Eukaryota; Metazoa; Chordata; Testudines; Emydidae
Gene: NPHS2
Product: NPHS2 stomatin family member, podocin
Cellular component (GO): plasma membrane
Source: RefSeq, a predicted model, not a curated record